AGAGAGAGAGUGAGUGAAAGGAGACGGACAAAAUAGGAUCCAAGAGAGGCGCGAGAACUGUCUCACCAUGAAAACCAAAACAGAAACAGAAAAUUCUAAGAAAAAAAAAGGGAACAGAGAAAACAAUGGCAAAAACACCAGCUAAAACAGCUACCUACAGAGACCUUAACAUGCCUUCAUUCCCUUUCACGUACAAAAUGAAACCCUAAUCUGCCAUUUCCUUCUUCAUCCUACACUGAAACCUCCUAUUUUGCCCUUUUUAUGAUUUAUAUAUAACUUUUUGGCUGAUACAUUGUCAUUUCAAUUCAAUUCAAUUCAAUUCUCUAGUUUUGAUUUUUCUUUCUAGAUUUGUCAAUGGAGUCUCUGGUGGAGCUCUGCGACCUCGUGGCGCAAAAACCGACGCAAUUCAAGGAAAAAUUGACGUGGAUUUGCAAUCGAUGUCCUCCAUCGGAGGUUUUCCAAGCCGAUUCCCCUAGGGUUUCGCGGUCACAGCUCAAUGCGGUCCUUGUUUUGGCUCGAUUCCUCUCUAAGUGCACUGAAUACGUUGAUAAUAGGCCUGAAGAUAUCGUCCUUGAUUUUUUUCGCGCGAUUCCGUUGUCGUUUCAGCAAUCAUUUUGGCCCCAGUCACUCGGUAUCGACUCGAUCUCUUUAUUCUUUGUCGAUUUUAUGGCAUAUAUAACCAAAGCGGCUGAGUUGUCCGUGGAUUUCUCCGAGGAGAUUGCUGCUUAUGCUGGGGACGUGAUUAUGGCUGCGAUAAAUAACAAUGCUAGUGAUAAUUCAGCUAUUUCGAAGGCUUUCCUGCUGGCUUUAACGCAUAAUUUCCCGCCAAUUGAACAGUACGAUGCGGAGAAACUGGUGACGUGCCUACUCGAUCAGUUGAAUUCCUCCGGCCAGGUUUCGGCUUCUACUAGUGAACAAAUUGGUAUAAGCUCCGAAACGUCGUCGUCUCAGUGCUCGCCAAUGAACAACGUAAACCAUAGGAAUUCUAACCACAGUCCCGCGAAUGAUACGAGCCACGUCUCGGGAUCGUCCGGCGCCAGUGUGGUGUCGUCAAUGUCUGUGGCGAUAAAUGGAGGCAGCGUAGCGUGGAAGAGUGGUUUUGAUUCUAUGGCAAUGGGUCUUGGGUUCAAUGAUGGAGGCGGAGGUUUGUUUAGGCAACAAGUGGCUUCCUUUGAAGAGGAGUCUGUGGAGGCAUUAGAGAAGCAGGUGAUUGCAUUUAAGUUAAUUGCACAUGUUCUGGAUCGUGUGAAGAUUGAUAAUGAUCUUUUGAAGAGCCUGAGGACAAUUGCUAAGAAGCAGUUACAUUCUCUGUCUGCAUUUCUAAAGAUACGGAAGCGGGAUUGGACUGAGCAGGGGCAACCUUUAAAAGCUAGAGUGAAUGCAAAACUGUCUGUUUAUCAGGCGGCAGCAAAGAUGAAAUUUAAAACUAUUGCAUCUAUUGAUGCGGAUGGGAAAACCUCCAAGAGAUUGGUGCUUGAGACUCUUGCACUAAUGAUAGAUGCUGCAGAAGCGUGUUUGAUCUCUGUGUGGCGAAAGUUGAGAAUUUGCGAAGAGCUGUUCAGUUCCCUCCUCACUGGCACUGCACAUAUUGCUGUCACUAAAGGAGGUCAGCCAUUGCGUGUUCUGUUGAUUCGCCUCAAGCCUCUUGUGCUGACUGCAUGUACACAGGCUGAUACAUUGGGGGACAGCCAGGGAGCUAUGUUUGAGACUGUCAUGAAGACUAGUUGUCAGAUAAUAGAAUCUGGGUGGACCAAAGACCGGUCUCCUGUUGACACAUUUAUCAUGGGAUUAGCCACAAGCAUACGUGAACGAAAUGACUAUGAUGAACAGGCUGACAAGGAAAAGCAGGGAGUUCCAGCUGUGCAACUUAAUGUUAUACGCUUACUAGCUGAUCUGACUGUUGCUGUUAACAAGUCUGAAGUAGUAGACAUGAUACUCCCUCUUUUUAUUGAAAGCUUAGAAGAGGGUGACGCUUCAUGUCCUGGUUUAUUGCGACUCCGACUUCUUGAUGCUGUAUCUCGCAUAGCAAGUUUAGGUUUUGAGAAGUCCUAUCGUGAGACUGUUGUUCUGAUGACAAGAAGUUACUUGUGUAAAUUAUCUGGUGUAGGAGCUGCUGAAAGCAAAACAUUGGCACCGGAAGCCACAACAGAACGUGUUGAGACUCUCCCUGCAGGAUUUCUUUUGAUUGCUAAUGGCCUUACAAAUAUGAGAUUGCGUUCAGACUAUCGUCAUCGUUUGCUAUCUUUGUGCUCAGAUGUAGGCCUGGCUGCUGAAUCCAAAAGUGGAAGGAGUGGAGCAGAUUUUCUGGGGCCUCUUCUUCCUGCUGUUGCUGAAAUAUGUUCUGAUUUUGAUCCUACUGUAGAUGUGGAGCCUUCUCUUUUGAAAUUAUUCCGAAAUUUAUGGUUCUACAUUGCCCUUUUUGGUUUAGCACCUCCUAUACAGAAAAAUCAACAACCAGCAAAGUCAGUUUCAACUACCUUGAACAGUGUGGGAAGCGUGGGUUCAAUUGCACUUCAAGCAGUGAGUGGACCGUACAUGUGGAAUGCAGAGUGGUCUUCUGCCGUUCAAUGUAUUGCUCAAGGGACUCCUCCUCUUGUUGUCAGCUCUGUCAAAUGGCUUGAAGAUGAAUUGGAACUAAAUGCCCUUCACAACCCUGAAAGCCGUCGCGGUAGUGGCAAUGAGAAAGCGGCUGUUACCCAUAGAGCUGCUCUUUCAGCUGCUUUGGGAGGGCGAGUUGAAAUUGCAGCAAUGAGCACGAUUUCAGGUGUGAAGGCAACUUAUCUUCUUGCUGUUGCUUUUUUGGAGAUAAUACGUUUCAGCAGUAAUGGUGGCAUCCUCAAUGGUGGUAGUGGUUUGACUGCUGCUAGAAGUGCCUUCAGUUGUGUUUUUGAGUACCUAAAAACUCCAAACCUUAUGCCUGCUGUCUUCCAAUGUUUAACGGCAAUUGUCCACAGGGCAUUUGAAGCAGCAGUACAUUGGCUGGAAGAUCAAAAAAGUUACACAGGCAAUGAAACUGAGAGCAGAGAAUCAACUCUUUUUGCCCAUACCUGUUUUCUCAUUAAAAGUAUGUCGCAGAGAGAGGAACACAUCCGGGAUAUUGCUGUUAAUUUGUUGACUCAGCUUAGAGAUAAGUUUGCUCAGGUCUUGUGGAAUUCAUCUUGCUUUGACUCCCUGCUAUUUUCAGUUAAUAACGACUCAUCUUCUACUGUUGUUAACGAUCCUGCUUGGGCAGUGACAGUUCGUUCUUUAUACCAAAGAAUUUUGAGAGAAUGGAUCAGCAUAUCACUUUCAUAUGCCCCAUGCACUAGCCAGGGUCUACUUCAGGAAAAGCUCUGCAAAGCAAACACAUGGCAGAGAGCACAACCGACAACUGAUGUGGUUUCUCUUUUAACUGAGAUACGAAUUGGGACUGGUAAAAAUGAUUGGACUGGCAUACGAACAGCUAAUAUUCCUGCAGUCAUGGCUGCAGCAGCUGCUGCAUCAGGAGCAAACUUGAAAUUGACAGAAGCCUUCAAUUUGGAGGUACUCAGUACUGGUAUAGUCAGUGCAACAGUUAAGUGCAAUCAUGCUGGAGAAAUUGCUGGGAUGAGAAGGUUAUAUAGCAGUAUUGGUGGAUUUCAACCUGGUAACCCACAACCAGGUUUUGGAGGUGGUCUUCAGAGAUUAAUAUCUGGAGCAUUUUCUCAACCUCCACAGGAGGAUGAUUCAUUUAAUGGGAUAUUACUUAACAAGUUUGUGCAUCUUCUUCAACAAUUUGUCAGCACUGCAGAGAAAGGCGGCGAAGUGGACAAAUCACAAUUUCGUGAUACUUGUUCUCAGGCAACUGCAUUACUUCUCUCAAAUCUGGUUUCUGAUUCAAAAUCUAACAUAGAGGGCUUUGCUCAACUUCUACGUCUUCUUUGUUGGUGUCCGGCAUAUAUUUCUACACAAGAUGCAAUGGAGACUGGUGUUUUUGUUUGGACAUGGUUGGUUUCAGCUGCACCCCAAUUGGGGUCUCUUGUUCUUGCUGAGCUUGUUGAUGCUUGGUUAUGGACAAUCGACACGAAACGAGGCCUCUUUGCAUCUGAAGUGAAGUAUUCUGGACCUGCUGCAAAAUUGAGGCCUCACCUUUCUCCUGGGGAACCAGAACAGCUACCUGAAAUUGAUCCUGUUGGACAAAUAAUGGCACAUAGAUUAUGGCUCGGAUUUUUUAUUGAUCGCUUUGAGGUUGUUCAUCACAAUAAUAUCGAGCAACUCCUGCUCCUUGGCCGAAUGUUACAAGGGACCACAAGAUCAUCAUGGAACUUUUCACGCCAUCCUGCAGCCACUGGCACCUUUUUUACUUGCAUGCUCCUUGGGCUCAAGUUUUGCUCGUGUCAGUUCCAAGGGAAUUUGCAGGGUUUCAAAUCAGGCCUUCAACUACUGCAAGACCGGAUUUAUAGGACCUGUUUGGGCUGGUUUGCUUCUGAGCCUGAAUGGUAUGACAUAAAUAAUAUGAAUUUUGCACAAAGUGAGGCUCAGUCUGUUUCUAUAUUUGUUCACUAUCUCUCCAAUGAGCGAUCAGAUGCUCACUCUGAUGCAAAAGGACGGGGGCAAGAAAAUGGAAGUUCUUUGGCUGAUGUGAAUGAUCAAUUUCAUCCUGUCUGGGGCCAAAUGGAGAACUAUAUUACGGGAAAAGAGAAGCGGAAACAGCUGCUUUUGAUGUUAUGUCAACAUGAGGCUGAUAGGCUUGAAGUUUGGGCACAACCAACUAACACAAAGGAAAAUAUGUCUCGGCCUAAAAUCAGCUCAGAGAAAUGGAUAGAAUAUGCUAGGACUGCUUUCUUAGUGGAUCCUCGGAUUGCCUUAGCCUUAGCCGCAAGGUUCCCCGCGAAUGCUUCUUUGAAGGCUGAAUUAACUCAUCUUGUUCAGUCACAUAUUCUGGAAAUACGCUGCAUACCUGAAGCAUUGCCAUAUUUUGUUACCCCCAAGGCUGUUGAUGAAAAUUCAGCACUUUUGCAACAACUGCCACACUGGGCUGCUUGUUCAAUUACACAAGCUCUUGAGUUCCUCACUCCCGCAUAUAAAGGUCAUCCACGUGUCAUGGCAUAUGUUCUCAGGGUUUUGGAAUCCUACCCUCCAGAGAAAGUGACCUUCUUCAUGCCACAGCUAGUCCAGUCAUUGAGAUAUGAUGAAGAGAAGUUAGUUGAAGGAUAUUUGCUCAGAGCAGCUCAAAGAAGUGACAUAUUUGCCCAUAUUCUGAUAUGGCAUCUACAGGGUGAGCAAUGCGAACCAGAACCGGGAAAAGAAGCUACCACCGGAAAGAAUAGUUCCUUUCAAGCGCUGUUACCAAUUGUUCGACAACAUAUUAUUGAUGGUUUCGCUGGAAAGGCCCUUGACAUAUUUCAAAGGGAAUUUGACUUCUUUGACAAAGUCACAUCUAUUUCUGGUGUUCUCUAUCCAAUUCCUAAGGAAGAACGUCGAGCUGGUAUUCGGAGGGAGUUGGAAAAAAUCGAAGUGCAGGGAGAGGACCUUUAUUUACCAACUGCUCCUAACAAGCUUGUCAGGGGUAUACAGGUGGACAGUGGAAUACCGUUACAGUCAGCAGCAAAAGUUCCUAUAAUGAUUACAUUUAAUGUGGUUGACCGGGAGACGCCAAAUGAAAUAAAACCUCAAGCUUGCAUUUUCAAGGUACGGUUGGAGUUGGAAAAAAUCGAAGUGCAGGGAGAGGACCUUUAUUUACCAACUGCUCCUAACAAGCUUGUCAGGGGUAUACAGGUGGACAGUGGAAUACCGUUACAGUCAGCAGCAAAAGUUCCUAUAAUGAUUACAUUUAAUGUGGUUGACCGGGAGACGCCAAAUGAAAUAAAACCUCAAGCUUGCAUUUUCAAGUUUCCAUUAAAGGUAUCAAUUACAGAUGGUCUUGUUGAAACAUUCUCUUAUGGAUUGUGCCUGUCUAAGACAUUUCCUCAUUAUGGGUACAUUUAUGCACAUGAUGGGUAUGGUUGUGAUGAGGCACGAAUGAGGCGAUUCAGUGGGUCCAAACGUUAUAGCUUCAUACAGGUGGUUCCUAACUCGCGAAGCAGAAGUCAAAUGGGUGAAACAACAGAUGGUGGUUUAUUUGAGAUUUUUCAACAGGAUUUUGGGCCUGUAGGCUCUCCUAGUUUUGAAACUGCACGUGAAAACUUUAUCGUUAGCAGUGCAGGUUAUGCAGUAGCCAGUCUUUUGCUUCAGCCGAAGGACAGACAUAAUGGGAAUCUUCUUUUUGAUAGUGAUGGGAGGCUAGUUCAUAUUGAUUUUGGUUUCAUUUUUGAAAUAUCACCUGGUGGAAAUAUGAGAUUCGAAAGCGCACACUUCAAGCUGAGCCAUGAGAUGACCCAACUAUUAGAUCCUUCUGGUGUUAUGAAGAGUGAAACCUGGAACCAAUUUGUAAGCUUGUGCGUCAAGGGUUUUACUGCAGCCCGUCGUUACCAUGGAUUGGGAUAAAUCAACACCUGUGAUGUUGAUUGUUUACGACCAAGCGGAUUACCUGCUUCAAGUCGGGGUGAUCCAAAUCGGAAAUUCUUACGCAAGAGAUUCAAUCCUGAGAUGAGCGAGCGUGAAGCUGCCAAUUUUAUGAUCCGCGUGUGCACAGACGCCUACAACUAAGUGACAACUGCCGGCUAUGACUUGAUACAUAUUUCUGAGCAAGGCAUUGAGAAGUAGAACCAAUAUCA
Messenger RNA from Jatropha curcas, 6674 nucleotides. NCBI's taxonomy places the organism in Eukaryota, Viridiplantae, Streptophyta, Magnoliopsida, Malpighiales, Euphorbiaceae. The record is from RefSeq and is a predicted model, not a curated record.